AUGUCUGAAAAGAAAUCCGAUCACCACACCCACAACGAUGGCAGCAGUUCUCGCGCCUACACAGUCGAGCAAAAAGCCGCCGUCAUCCGCGUCAAACGCUGCGGUCCCACCGACUUCUACGAGAUCCUAUCCGUCGAGAGAUCAGCCACCGACUCGGAGAUAAAAAAAGCAUAUCGCAAACUAUCAUUAUUAACACAUCCUGAUAAAAAUGGCUAUCCCGGCGCUGACGAAGCCUUCAAAAUGGUCAGCCGCGCAUUUCAAAUCCUGAGUGAUUCGGAAAAGAAGACGAAAUAUGAUCGUUUCGGCGGAGAUCCCGAGUCGCGGAUGGGAGGUGGGAGUGCUGCGAGUAGUGGAGCGAGUCCAUUCAGUGGUGGGGGAUUUGCACAACAACGGCGGGGGCCAAUGUUCGAAGAAGAAAUCAGUCCCGAAGAGCUCUUCCGACAAUUUUUCGGAGGAGGAGGAGGGUUCGGUGGUGGAGGAUUUGGUGGUCCGGGUUUCAUGUUUAAUGUUGGAGGUGGAGGGCCUGGGAUACGGGUACACCAAUUUGGAGGAAAUCGACCUAGGAGGCGACCGCACAAUCAUGACGGGGCGGAGCAACAACCGGCGAGCGUGAUGCAGGCGUUCCAGGGACUGCUGCCUUUGCUGUUGUUGUUUAUUCUUCCGCUUCUGUCUAGUGUCUUCUCUGGAUCUGGGACACCUGCGGGUCCGCAAAUGCGAUUUGAUGCUGCGGUACCACCACAUACGCAACUACAUACGAGUGGGAGUCUGAAAGUUCCCUACUGGGUAAAUCCCAACGAAGUGAAGGACUACACUGUAAAGAAAUGGAAGGAUUUGGAUAAAAAAGCCGAAGGGAAAUAUAUUGGACAUUUAUCUGCGGAGUGUGAAUGGGAACAAAAUCAGAGAAACCGGCUUGCCAAUGAGGCGAUGGGUUUCUUCUGGACAGACCACGAGGCACUGGAGAGGGCGAAGAAGAUGGAAAUGCCGAGCUGCAGGAAAUUGCAAGGCUAUGGAUACAGAUUACCAAGUAGUAGCCGCUACUAAACGCGAUGGAGCGUUGUAAAUAAUGGUGGAUGUACUGUGUGCAUUCCAGAGAGAAGGUGAAAUCCACUCGGUGCUGCGUUUAGCGUUUGUAUCAUGAUUGGCAGAUGGUGUCACAAAGUUUCAGUAGAUGAAUGACACG
This is a messenger RNA of Sphaerulina musiva SO2202, 1180 nucleotides long. RefSeq names its product DnaJ-domain-containing protein. Gene Ontology annotation, biological process: cellular response to misfolded protein. The transcript has a single exon. Lineage: Eukaryota; Fungi; Ascomycota; Dothideomycetes; Mycosphaerellales; Mycosphaerellaceae. Gene Ontology annotation, molecular function: Hsp70 protein binding. Bases 1 to 1041 code for a protein of 346 amino acids. Gene Ontology annotation, cellular component: endoplasmic reticulum membrane. The record is from RefSeq and is a predicted model, not a curated record.